CUUAUGUGCGCAGUCGGAAGUUUGCCGUUGCAGCCCGGUGGUGACGUAAGAGCGUUUACAAGCUAGGCAUACUUGUGUAAUUUUGUCGAGAAAGACAUUUGUGAGAAGGAAAACGCUUAAGUCUACCCACCGGUACAAGAAGAAGUUUAAUAUGCUGUCUUCUUUUGUUGCGAAAAGGCUGCUUACAGGGGUUUGCCAGGCAGCAUGGAGACCGUCAAUCAUAGGGAUGGUAUCAUCCCGUGGUUAUCGUGGAGACGCUCCUGAUGGCCCCCAGGUUGACCUGAUUGAAAUCCCUUUGCCCCCCUGGGUAGAACGGGCAGAUGAGCCCAUUGACACCAAGAGACGUCGGCUUCUAUAUGAGAGUCGUAAGAGGGGCAUGUUGGAGAACUGCAUAUUGCUCAGCAUUUUUGCCAAACGAUACCUGAAUAAAAUGACCUAUAGCCAGCUGCAGCAGUACGACAGGCUGAUAAAUGAACCAAGCAACGACUGGGACAUCUACUACUGGGCCACGGAAACGUAUCCUACUCCUGAAGUCUACCAAGUAGAAGUCAUGGAAAUGCUGAAGGAGUUUACAAAGAACAAAAACCACGAACAGAGGUUGGAUGCACCCAGCUUGGACUAUCUGGAUGAAGAGUAUCAGCUGGAUCGUUCUUAGAGACUUACCAAAGGGAGUGAACACGAGUGCAAACAACAUCCAGAAAAAGCCACGCAAACUCAGCCUUGUUUCAUGCUAAUUUUAUAAAACAUGAAGUAAAAAAAGGAUUCUCAACAUAUUUCAUGCUGCAUUUCUGAUGGAAAAGGUAUAUCUAAAGUUGUAGCUGGCCUUUAAAGAUAGAACUGUAAUUAAGACACAGUAUUAAUAACUACUAUAUUAUAUGUGUGAUUCAUCACCAUAAAUGAAACUGGUUUGUUUGUGAGAUGCAUUCUGAUUAUUCAAGUUAUAAAUAAAUACUAGAAUAUGUGUAUUAUUUAAUAAAUGUUCUUAUUCUG
Nothobranchius furzeri (turquoise killifish) is the source of this 990-nucleotide messenger RNA. It is a transcript of the gene sdhaf2, whose product is annotated as succinate dehydrogenase complex assembly factor 2. NCBI's taxonomy places the organism in Eukaryota, Metazoa, Chordata, Actinopteri, Cyprinodontiformes, Nothobranchiidae. The record is from RefSeq and is a predicted model, not a curated record. Gene Ontology annotation, biological process: protein-FAD linkage; mitochondrial respiratory chain complex II assembly; mitochondrial electron transport, succinate to ubiquinone. Gene Ontology annotation, cellular component: mitochondrion.